AAAGGCUUUGUAGCGCCGAGCAACCGACUGCUGGUUCCGACGCGGCCAAAUGUGUGCGUGGGGCUGUUCAGUCUUUUAAAGAAAAGCGUAAGGAGAGAUUACCGUGCCUGAGGCGUAUUGCAGUGAGGUGUGUCUUAUCACCACGCACGGCGAGGAGGGCUCGAUCAGGAAUUUUGUGGCAGCAUUUUUAAUUUGAAAGUUCACAGAAGUUGGGGGACAUGACCACAAUGACUGCACAGCAGCAAAGUGUUUGACCCUCAUCUGUUCUGGCAGAACCUGAAGGAAAGUCUAACUGGAAAGGUUCGAACAAGGAGUUGCUGAGUCUUAUGAGGAAUAUCUUCAGUGAACUGAAUAUGCAGCAAAUUUUCAAGGAUGAAAUUGGAGUAUAAAUUGAAAUGGAACUUACUAGUCACCUGCUUUCCACCAAUAAUAUUGGCAACUGGACAUUAAUGGCUAUUGUCAACCCAAUAUUCCACGAUCUGUUACAGAACUUUGAUUGACAUUUCCUCCCUCAAGAACACUUAGACAUGCAGUCCAGGAUUCCUGGCCCCACUACAAGGGCAGCCGCAGCAAUCAGCAGCAAUUCCAAGUCUCUCACAACUAUGAACAGACAAGGUCAAACUGUUAGCUGUUUGAAUAAGCACAACGCAUUGCCGUGCAAGUCCGGGAGUCAGAAAGAUUUAUCUGACAAUAUAACUCAACUGCCAGUCAUGAAUGGGAACAUGCAAUUAAAUUCAACAAGGCACCAGCACACUUCAACCGUAUCUCAACCCAGAAACAUACCACCUAAUAGAAAGCAAACCUCCGAGAUGUCCUCCAAACAGAUUUCUAGGCAGCUGAAUCCUUCUGUUUCUUCCUCAAUAAAUGAUCUGGAUAAGGUCCCUACCCCAGGAAAUGAAAAAAGCUCAUCUAAUGCAAAUAAAUCUGUGGAAGAACAGAAAUAUCACAGUAAAACCUCCAGAAAUACUGCAGAGGGUAGAGCUGAAGUCUUUUUGAACAACAAGGGGCAGGAUAGUUCAGUAGAACUUGGGAACCCUGAAUUGUGUAAUACUGAACCAGACAGUGGAGAAUCUGCAUACAACAGUCCACGGAUACCACGGAAGGGAAUCGUUCAGUCUUCGAAUAAAACUCAGAACAUGCAGAAGUCAGCAUCAAAAAUGUCGGAUAGAGGUCAAAAGGACGAGAAGAGAGAUAGUAGUGGAGUCAACUCCAGGGGAAAAGUUGCUUCUACAAAAGCCUCUCGAAUUGCUGGCUUGAACCAUGCAAGGAGCAAAGUUUUGAAUGAUGUACAGAAGGGCAUUGCAACUCUUCCUCCCAGGGGAAAGUGUAAAUCCAGAUUCAGUAUUUCAAAUGAUAAUCUAUUACAGCUGUCGAGAUGUGGAAGUGCAACAGAUACAGAGAAACCUAAAAGCAGUUCCAGUCAAAGACAGUGGAAAUCUGAUGUUAGCUGGAAGUCCUACAGUUUCUCCAAUUUGCUUUUAGAUGACAAUGAAGAUUUGUCAGAACUGUCUGUCUCCUCUGUGAGUUCUCCAAAGCAUACUUUUACAGGUGGUGUGAAAAUGUCCGUCAAUAGCAACGUCAUCAAGCUUCCAUCUCCAACGCAAAACAGCCAUCCCAACACAGCAACAGUAGCUCCCUUCAUGUACAAAGGAGAAACAAAGAGAGAAAGUAAUAACGCAGAGGUAAAGGAGUCUACAGCCUAUCCUAACACAGGGGAAUGCAACUGGAAACUCAAAAAGUCUCUUGAGGAUAUUGAUCCAGAGACCCAGAGAAAAAGGACUGUUCAGAAUAUUGUAGAUCUUCGGCAGAACUUGGAAGACACCAUGUCGAGUUUGAGGGGAUCACAGAUAACCCAUAGUGCUUUAGAUGCAGCCUUUGACAGCGACCUGACUGCUGAAGUAAAUGCCAGAAGCCGCGGCACAAGUUCAUCUAACCGAUCUUCACCAUUGUCCUGGCGCUAUGGUCAAGCAAGCCCCCGUCUCCAGGCAGGGGAUGCACCUUCUGUAGGCACUGGCUGCCAGCCUGGAGGGAAUUCUGGCUGGUUUGUUCGUGGAGACUCCUCCCAUUACUCUCACACCAUGCCCAUGCGGAGUUCCAGCAAAUCAUGUAACAUCUCUCGCUUAGACUUGGAUUCUCUGGAUGCUGAUGACGUGGACCUGAAGUCUAUCAGUGCUGACAUGUCUGGCUAUAUGAGUGACAGUGAUCUGUUGGGGAAAACAAUGAAUGAUGAUGACAUUACAACUGGUUGGGAUGAAAGUAGCUCCGUUAGCAGUGGCCUCAGUGACACCUCUGACAAUCUUAGCUCUGAAGAUUUAAAUGCCAGUUCAUCUCUCAACUCCUAUCCAACUACGCCUGUUGCUUCCAGAAGAAAUUCCGGCAUAGCGUUGCGGACAGAUGCAGAGAAGCGCUCUAUGGUUGAGAGUGGUCUGACCUGGUGCAGUGGCUCUGAAGGCAAAGGCCAGAAGAAGUCUGAGGGUGGCUAUGAUGCCAGCAACCUCAAGAUGGAUCAAAACACAAAGUGGAGACGCAUUCGGAGCGAAUCAGCUGACGAAACUACAAAAGGAGAACUAAAGAAACCACAACCUACAGUGCAAACCAGUUCACUAAAAAAGAGUGCAGCACCAGUGGGUGUAACUUCCCCAAUGACCAGUUCAGGAGCAGGCUCUCUGAAACCAGCUGGUAAAAUUGAUUCUAAAGUCCAAGACAAAGGAAAAUUGGCUCUCAAAGGAACAAGCUUGCAAAGAUCUUCUUCUGACGCUAGUAGGGACAGAGUUGGAGAAGCACGAAAACCUCCAUCAGGAAUUUCCAGGCCUUCUACUGGUGGUUCUUUUGGCUAUAAGAAGCCAACUACAGGCACCGCAACUGUGAUGACAUCUGGUGGGAGCUCUGUGCCAGUGGGAAAAACUCAGAAAUCCACAGGCAUCCCUGUUAAACCAACAAACUCCAGGAAAACCAGCCUUGAUGUUUCCCAAAACCAUGAUGGUUUCAUGUCAUCAGGUGCAAGGACAGCCGUGCAGUACCGCAGCUUGCCCCGUCCAGCCAAGUCGAGUUCUGUUAGUGUCACUGGCAGAGCAGGUGUAAAUAGACCUGUUAGUAGCAACAUUGACCCAAGUCUCAUCAGCAGUAAGCAUGGGGGUAUCCCUGUGUCACGUCUGAAAGAACCCUCAAAAAUUGGUUUGGGGCGUACAAAUUCAGGACCAGUGAAUCAAACAGAUCGAGAGAAAGAGAAGGCAAAGGCAAAGGCAGUGGCUUCGGAUACUGAAUGUACAACUGCAGCAAGUUCUGCAAAGACCACUGCAACCCCCGAAAGUCAAAAUAAAUUGCAAGGAAUGCGACAGCAAAGUUCCAAGUUCUCAGAGAUGUCAUCUCCAACAGCACAGAGGGUGAUAAGCUCAAAAGGAAUCAGCAAGCCACCUACAAUGGCCAACAUUGACAAAAUCAACUCCAAUAGCUUGGACUCUUCCACCUCAGGACAUGCAUCUGUCAGUAGCAGUAUUGCAAAUGAAACUUUAACCAAACUCCCUGAUGCCCAGACAAGUACAAUCAGCUUAGCUCCAUGUCUAACUCCAAGCCCUGCCCCUGUCCUUAAUGUAAAUUCCAGUACCUUUAGUCAAGGUCUUGGUCUCGGUAGCAAUUUCACAAACAACAAGGAAACUCUAAUGUACCCUAAGCUAAGUAGCCUGCACACCAGCAUGGAAUCUUUGGAUCUUCCAUUGAGUGUUCCAUGUUCAUUUCCCGCUAGUGGCACGAUUUCGAGGGAAGAAGAUCACAGCACACUCACAUGGACUGGAGGUUCUAGAUUCUCACAGAUGGAAAGUGCACAACGUGACAGAAAUACUCUGCCGAAAAAAGGACUCAGAUAUGGAACAAGUUCGCAGCAAGAAGACACGAAGGAAUGGCUCCACACACGCCCUAUUGGCGGCUCUAUAGACUCAGAUAACCAAUUACUUUCUUCUCCCUCUGCUGUCCCGUUGUCAAAUUUAGCAAGCCCCACAGUGGUGUCUCAGCUCAGCAGCCCCACUCCAAAAAUGAUGCGCUCCAAUAGCAUUCCAACCCAUGAUUCCUCUUUUGAUUUGUAUGGAAGUCUGCAGAUGGGAAGCACAAUUUCUUUGGCAGAAAGACCAAAGGGGAUGAUCCGCUCAGGCUCAUUUAGGGAUCCUGUGGAUGAUGUUCAUGGCUCAGUGCUUUCACUUGCAUCUACCACAUCAUCGGUUCAUUCUAUGAGUGAAGACAAGGUCCAAGGAGAGCAUAUUCGGAAACUACGUAGAGAACUUGAAUCUUCACACGACAAGGUUUCUGCACUUACAUCACAACUGUCUACGAAUGCUCAUCUUGUGGCAGCAUUUGAGCAGAGUUUGACCAAUAUGACAUCUCGUCUGCAGAGCCUUGCCAUGACAGCAGAACAAAAGGACUCAGAGUUAUUUGACCUCAAAGAAACUAUCGAUAUGUUGCACAAGAAAAAUGCAGAAGCACAAGCUGUUAUACAUGGAGCCUUGAACAAUCCUGAUUUAACACCCAAAGAAUUACGUAUAAAGAGGCAGAAUUCAUCAGACAGUAUCUCCAGUCUCAACAGCAUUACAAGCCAUUCCAGCAUUGGGAGUGGUAAGGAUGCUGAUGCAAAAAAGAAGAAAAAGAAAAGCUGGCUGAGAAGCUCAUUUAAGCAAGCCUUUACCCUCAAAAAAGCACCCAAAUCAGCAUCCUCAUAUUCUGACAUUGAAGAGAUAGCAACACCGGACUCUUCUGUUCCAUCAUCACCCAAAGUGCAACAUGAAGAUGCAGAAUCAUCAUCUCCCUCCAUGAAACCAUCACUUUCAUCCACUAAGGCCUUUGACUCCAAUGAGACUGACUUGAAGGAGGUAUCAAUCCUACGGAGUGAGCUGUGGGAGAAGGAACGGAAACUAACGGAUAUUCGCCUGGAGGCUCUUAGUUCAGCUCACCAGCUGGAGCAAUUGCGAGAAGCAAUGCACAAUAUGCAGGUGGAAAUUGAAGCACUGAAACUGGAAAAUGACCGUCUAAAAGCAGAUACAGGUACAGGAGCUCCACAGGCUGCACCAUUAUCUUCUGCCACUUCUUCUCCUCGGCGAUCAUUAGGGCUCACCUUAGCUCAUUCGUUCAGCCUCAGUCUUACAGAUUCUGUCGACCAAGAUACAUCCCCAAUGGAUGGGGUGACCAGCUCCUCCUCGAAGGAAGAAAGGACUGUUCGAAUUGUGGUCCUGUUGACUGAAGAGCAGAUUUGUAAUGAAACCACAAAGCAGCAAGAGUUUUUCAUUGGUUCCACCAAAGUAAGUGGAACAACUGACUGGACUGCUUUGGAUGGAGUUAUCUGCCAACUAUUUAAGGACUACAUUACAAAAGUGGACCCGGUUUCUUGUCUUGGGUUGAGUACAGAUGCCAUCUACAGCUAUACUGUUGAUCAUGUAAAACGAGUGUUUGGAACUGAUCCACCAGAGCUACUGCCCUACAGAUAUAUGGGAAAGGAAGCCACCAGCUUCUCCGUAACUUUGAAAGGAUUGAAAGAGAAGAGUGUAGACAGCUUGGUUUUUGAAACUCUGAUUCCUAAGCCAAUGAUGCAGCAUUACCUCAGUCUACUGCUCAAACAUCGAAGGCUCAUCUUGUCAGGCCCCAGUGGGACUGGCAAGUCCUACCUGUCCAUUCGUUUGGCUGAAUACUUGGUUCAGAGGUCAGGACGAGAAGUCACGGAUGAAAUCAUUGUAACGUUUAACAUGGAUACACAUUCAUGCAAGGAUUUGCAGCUAUAUCUUUCCAACCUCGCCAAUCAAAUUGACAGAGAAACUAGCACAGGGAAUGUACCAUUGGUAAUAAUACUUGAUGAUCUCAGUGAGCCUGGUUCUCUAAGUGAACUUGUCAAUGGUGCCCUUACAUGCAAGUAUCAUAAAUGCCCAUAUGUAAUUGGAACCACCAACCAGCCUAUCAAAACAACACCAAACCAUGGCCUUCACCUCAGUUUCAGGUUGGUGCCAUUUUCCAACAAUGCAGAACCUGCUAAUGGAUUCCUUAGUCGCUACUUACAGAGAAAGUUGAUCGAGUCAGAGAAUGUCGCAAAUGCAAACAAUAAUGAAAUCCUUAAUAUUCUUAACUGGGUGCCCAAGUUAUGGUAUCAUCUGCACACAUUUCUGGAAAUGCACAGUACAUCUGACUUCCUCAUCGGCCCUUGCUUUUUCCUAUCUUCUCCUGUCAAUGUGGCUGAAUUUAGAGAAUGGUUCAUUGACCUGUGGAAUUACUCCAUUCUCCCUUAUCUUCAGGAAGGAGUUAAUGAUGGUGUUAAGACUUAUGGAAGGAAAGCUGUGUGGGAAGACCCUGCUAAGUGGGUACAGGAUACACUGCCUUGGUCAACUGCUUCACAAGACCGCUCCAAGAUCUUCCAUUUGCCUCCUCCAAGUAUAGGAUCACAUGUUACAGGACCUCCUGCAGAUGAAAGAAAGAUCAAAGAGACGGCACCUACUUCAAUUGAAUCUGACCCACUUAUGAGUAUGCUACUGAGGCUCCAGGAGGCAGCCAAUUACACCCAAAGUUGUGAAGGAGACAAUGUUUUGGAAUCAUCUUUGCAAUCAACACAUUGAAAGGAAAGAAAGCAAGGAAUAUGGGAGCCAUCUUGUUUUUAAUCAUGUCAUAACUACAUUUUGAAUAUUGUAGUCCUGAAACAGAUGUAUAUUCUGUGAUAGACGUAGUUAGGUAGGGGGCUAAAUUAAUUGAUGGGUAAAAUUGUAGGUUUAAGGCCCAAAAUCAUAUGUAAGUUAACUGUGAUCAUUUAUUGUAAAUCAUAUCGCCUAGCCAUCUGGAAGGAAAAAUACCAUCUAACUGUAUGGACUUUUAAUGCUGUGUUUGUACCUUAUAAUUCAAUCUUCAAAAGUGCAUGGCAAUCAUUUAAGCAGAAACAAAUAAUAUUUUAGUGAGCUUUAUUAAGGUUAAUUCCAAAUCUACAACUCAAUUAUAGGAGCCAUCGCUGUUCCACUACUGCUAUCAUCUCAGAUGUCACACUGGUGCUGACUGGAGGACCUCUCCACCAAUCUUUGCAGUUUAUAGUGUUCAAAACCGCAUUAGUCCGCACAAUUUGUGUGCACAAAAGCACAGCUAAAAUGUGAAUCAUUGUGAAACCACUAAAACAGGAGUUUAUUAUUUCCCAAGUGCUAAAAUGGUGCACAUUGUAAUUGAAAGAUUUUUGUAUCCUGAAUUUAAAACUGAUAUGUUUUAUGAAUUUUGGUUUCAUUAGUCAUUAUCGUGUAUUAUAGGAACCCUUUAAGUACUUGUUUCCCUUUGUACUGCUUCAAACAUAAGAAAGCUUUUUAAUCAAGGGCAGUUGAGGGAGGAGUGAGUGUACAUUACGGAAACAAAAUUCUUAACCUCAGGAACAAGUUAUUUUCCCUUCUUCUACGUCCCAACUUAAGUUAAUUAGUUUCAUAAGAUCCCCUGCACUAAAACUAUUAACAAGGGGCUAAAUUAACUUUUCCCAGAGAUGACCUAAAACCAACUUGUAACUAGCUCCUUGAAGAUGUACGACAAUUAAAUUUUUAAUCCCUGCUAAGUAUUAUCUGUUUUGGGGCAUUUGCCUUGUGUCUCAAUGGCUAUUCUAUAUACUUCCUUGUGUCACAUAUUGUACCACAGAGUACCCAUAAUGGUAGGAGCAGAUUUUUUUCUUAUCUCUAGCACAAUAUGUGUUUCUUGUGUUUAUAAUGAUACAAGUAAGGAACUUUCGAAAAUAGUUGCAGAAAUGUCAUUUUUUGAUUUCUUCUGAACUACUUAAGCUUUGCUAUUAAGAACGCCCACAGCAUGAGUAAUUACUUGGAGCUUUUACAAUAAAACUGUGUGGGAAGAGAUUCAGCCUCUGCAAUAUGAGCUAAAUGUUUGAUGUAGUGUCAUGUCCAUUGGACUAUAUAUCGAAGUCAAUGGAACCGAAUUUCAAUAUUAGAUUGCACGUUUAGCACAUACAGCAGAUGGUGAAUUUCGAGCCUAUGCACUUUCCUUAAGAUGUAAAAGGCAGCAAUUUAGGUUAAUUUUUAUGUUGUUUCUGAACUAGCUUUUAUACAAUAUUCUGUGAUUUUUCUGGUUAUUGAUUAAAUCAAAUCAUCAACCUUAUCAACUUCAUUCUCAUCAUUCAUUCCAUCAGUUCAAUUUGCCUGGAUAUAACUAUAUGUGUGGCUGGGACUUUGGCCAGGAGUUUCAUCUUUCAUGUAACACAGAGGAUGACCAUUUGGCUCAUCAGAUAUGCUGGCUUUCAGACCAUUUCCCAACAUUUCUCUGUAACCUAUUCUCUCUCACAUAUCCAUCAACUUCCCCCAAUUUUUGCAUCAGGGAUAACUUACAGUAGUCAAUUCAUCUAUCAUCCAGUGCAAUUUUGGGAUAUGGGAGGAAACUGAAGCACCCAGGAGAAACCCACAUAGUCAUAGAGGGUAUGUGAAAACUCUGCACAGAAAUCUGAAAGACAUAAGCACUGCUUAUAUUGUGUGUGACUGAUGCCCCCUCUCCUUAUCCACACCUCCAAACAUAUUACUGUUACAUUUAUAUUUUGCUUAAUUUAAUCUUUGACCUACACACAAAUAUUUUUAGUACUGGUUAAUUGUAAACUUUACUGAUCUGUAACUAAGGUACCAAUAGCUUCCAAGUUAUUGUACUUUAUAUUCUUGAACACAAUUGUUCUUAAUCAAAUUAUUUAAAUACUUAAAAUUUUCUGUGACACUCAUGUAUAAUUUUUACAAUAGAGAUUCAGUACCCAUUUUCCUUCCUGUUCAGCAGUGAAUCUAACGUACUUGAGAUUGCUUCUUUG
Messenger RNA from Pristis pectinata (smalltooth sawfish), 8782 nucleotides. RefSeq names its product neuron navigator 1b (gene nav1b). The record is from RefSeq and is a predicted model, not a curated record. Bases 528 to 6581 code for a protein of 2017 amino acids. Gene Ontology annotation, molecular function: ATP hydrolysis activity. Gene Ontology annotation, cellular component: microtubule cytoskeleton; axon initial segment. NCBI's taxonomy places the organism in Eukaryota, Metazoa, Chordata, Chondrichthyes, Rhinopristiformes, Pristidae. Gene Ontology annotation, biological process: neuron migration; nervous system development; neurogenesis. The transcript has 35 exons.